UAAUAUUGAUAAUAGUGAUAUUUAGUGUUCUCAUAACCUUCAUUAGUUUAGAGUAAUAUCAAUGCAAGCUUUAGCUUUAAUAAUAGCUCUUUCUCGACUAAAUUUCAGUUCUGCUGAUUUCGACUGUGAAUGCGGGGCUUAUGAAAAUACUGAAGCGGAGGCUGCUAAAUGUAUGCUAAAAAUCAAGGAUUCUGCUGUUUCCGCAGCACAAUCAGGAAAACCGGCUGGAGGUACAGAAGGUAGAAUAGUUGGUGGCUAUGAUGUUGAUAAACGAUGCAUGAAGAGACCAUCAAUGAUUUUGCUCAAGAUAGAAUCUAGGAUACCUGGUUUAACUGCUGGAGGUUGCGGAGGAACAAUUAUCAAUAAAAAGUUUGUUCUGACUGCUGCUCACUGCUUUUGCUCACCUAAGGUAGGAGAGUGUAAAUUUAACAACGGUAAACAGUCAACUGAAAAACUUCCGUCUGGACAAUACAAGUUCGAAAAAGGAACACAUGGUACUACUGUAGAUCCGACGGUCAAGGAUAGAACUAAAGUACUAAUCGCAGGGAUGUCAGCGUCAUAUUCGAAAGACGUUGUGGAAAAUAUGCUUCUGGAAUCAGAUUCUAAAGGGGUCCGGAAGACGUCCAAUAUUAUUGUCCAUGAAGAAUAUCUGUUCGAGAGUGAGGUGACUAGGUAUGAUAUAGCUCUAGUGGAAGUAGACGAACCAUUUGAUUUCUCUAAACCUCUUGAAGUUAGUCCUAUCUGCCUUUUUAACCCAAAAAUAGAUAUUGUGGCUACUCCUUCCUAUAUAACUGGGUUUGGUCAUAUCUUUGAAGCUGAGAAGAAAGACACAGACACUGUACAAGCCAAGUGCAAUACAGGUGCUGGUGGUCCAUCAGAGUUUCAAGCGUGCAGGAGAUUCUUUGUUGAUGAUGAAGAUAUUAAAACAAACGAUAAGGAUUGUAACAAUAACGAAAGUCCUGCAAAGAGAGACAAAGAUUGCCAGCUUCUGUUCAAGAAGGUUCCAGAAUUAGCCAUGGGGAAAACAGAUCUAGAUAUCAAUGGAAAAAUUAAAAGAUGUUUUCCAACAAGUAUGCCUGGUGGAACUAUUGGUUGGUGUGCUACUUGUAUACCAGGAGCUACUGAAGGACAACCUGGAUAUUGUAAGGAAGGACAAACUGGUGAUGAUGUCGACGAUGAUGAACUCGGAACAAGGGCUGAUGUGGCUCCCCAUGCUGGAUGGGGCUACUGUGAUAAACAGUGCUUUUCAAACAGAUUAUUCGCAGGGGCACUUCAGGAAGCCCAACUUACUUCCUUAUCAGAUAAGGAUUGUGAUGAUAAAUCCAAGGAAUUUUUAAAAAAAGAUUCCGAGCUUGCUCGACGACCAAUACCAGAAAUAGAAUUCUGUGCAGCAAAGAAGCAAGUUUUUACUAUUCCAACAUAUAAACAAGAGGGAGCAGAUUUUAAAUUUGUAAAGAACAUUACAGAAAUAGUUUGGGGAGGAAGUGAUACUUGCCAAGGUGAUUCUGGGGGCCCGCUUUGGAUAGUUCAUGAGCAGAAAGCUUAUCUAGCUGGAGUUACUAAUAGAGGAACAGGGUGUGCUAGGCAAGACAAUUUUGGAAUCUACGCUAGAGUUUCCGCAUACAAAGAAUGGAUCGAGAAAAAUGCAGCUUCUGGUAAAUGCUGAUUAUCAGAUUGCAGAUACCAGACAUUCUUGAACCAGAAAACAGACAUGAAUCAAUUUUAACCAGAUGAAAAUACCAAUACCAGAAAAUUACAUACUCCAGGACACUUAACAAUAUGUGAAAAAUUGUGAGAAAUUAUUAAAAAUAUAGUUUAAACUUGAUGCU
This is a messenger RNA of Eurytemora carolleeae, 1829 nucleotides long. RefSeq lists its product as uncharacterized. The coding region runs from base 62 to 1666 and encodes 534 amino acids. The record is from RefSeq and is a predicted model, not a curated record. Gene Ontology annotation, molecular function: serine-type endopeptidase activity. Lineage: Eukaryota; Metazoa; Arthropoda; Copepoda; Calanoida; Temoridae. Gene Ontology annotation, biological process: proteolysis. The transcript is spliced from 25 exons.